AUGGCGCAUCAGGUCGACAAUCCGUCGUCUCCUCGGUCGUCGAGCGGAGGUGCCGAUUCCUUCAAGGGAACGCCUGACACGCGAUUGACCACGAUGACCCCGGAUGACGGCUCCAAGUCGUCCGCUCUGCUCAAGAGCUAUGCGCGCUCAGCUGCUGUCGCCACGUCGCCAGCAAGACUUCCUGCUGGUGGCUUUCGCAGUACGGUUUCCCACCUGGACAAGGAUCCCUUCAUCACCACCAUCCAGGGCGUUGGCACGAGGCUGUCACCCACCGCGUCGGCAUUUAGCCCCUUCGUUGGCAAUACCUACGUUCGAUUGCCAAAUGGAGAUGGACCCAUUUCUGCUGCCUUGAGCACCGACAUGGGGUUGUCCAGGAUUCUUGUCAUCUCGUCGCCGACUCAGGUAGCUGCGCAUGAAGUAGAGGCUCUUCUAACGGAUCUAGGAAAAGAUGGCAAUCCCACUUACGGCGCGAGAAGCUUCAAGGUUCACAGCAGCGGUGUCUUUGUGUACUUUACAGACAUCAGAGAUGCUUGUGCCUCACAGACGAAGCUUCAUCAAGCUGAUAAAGACUGGAAAGUUGCCUUUGCCAAUCCGACACGUGUUGCCCAGUCCCAGGGCAGCCACAUGGAGAUGGGACAGAGUGCAGGUAUGCCAGGACCCUACCACCCGACCCGGUUGAAUAGAUUUGCUAACUAUGCAGCCGGCAUCUCUCACACAGGUCAGAUUAUGGUCUUUGCUGUGGUUCCUCCAGGAGCUAUGGUUGACCCAGUCCAAACUAUGGGAGUGGCUCAUCGAUUCUUGCAAUCGCACGGCCGCCUAUUUGCCUUUGUCAAGCAGGCUACUUUCCCAAACGGCUCUUUCAGAGCUGUUGCUGAGUUUUGUGACACCACUGCCGCCUUUCCUGUCAUACAAGCUUGCAGCGGCGGUAUCUCCACAGAGGGUAUUCAGCUCUUUGCAUCAGCAUACAACGUCGAUGCCUACUCUACCGCCGCACUCACCGAAGCAGUAGAGGAAAUGGCUGUCAGCAAAAGGCCAGAUGAUCCAGACCAACGGUUUGGCUCUGUGAGCUCCAACUCCUCUCAGGCCGGUCAGGGUGAUCCACACUAUAACGCACCUAUUGCCAUGUAUCCUUUCAUGUUCCAAGCGCCAUUCACCCCAGCUGUGCCGUAUAUGCUGGAUUCCUCCUUCCUCCCGGCGGCACAGACAGGCUCAGGGAGCCCACUGACCCCGUUUGCUCCCCAGUAUCCCAUCUUCGGAACUCUGUAUCAGACGCCACCCUCUCCGGCUCUAACCUCCCAUAACAGCUACAGUCCUUCGAGGACCUUUUCGGGUGCUGCCGAACGAGCGGAUGCUCGCCGACAGAAUGCUAUGAGAAUUAGCCGAUCCACCUAUCAUAGCACCACGACUCAUCAUAAUCAUGUUGACAUCAAUCGUAUCCGCGAUGGCAUCGACGUCCGCACUACGAUUAUGCUUCGCAACAUUCCCAACAAGGUAGAUCAAGCCAUGCUUAAAAGAAUCAUUGAUGAGUCUAGUUGGGGAAAGUACGAUUUUAUGUACCUUCGCAUCGAUUUUGCCAACGACUGCAAUGUCGGAUAUGCAUUCAUUAACUUUGUAGACCCUCUGGAUAUAAUUGAUUUUGUCAACGCUCGCGGAAACCAACGCUGGAACUGCUUCAAAAGCGACAAGGUGGCAGAGAUCUCAUAUGCCACUAUUCAGGGAAAGGACUGCUUGGUGCAGAAGUUUCGAAACAGUUCUGUGAUGUUGGAGGCUCCGCACUAUCGCCCCAAGCUUUAUUAUACCUCUAAUGGACCAAUGCCAGACCUUGCCGGACAGGAAGAGCCGUUUCCCGAACCUGACAACCAGUCAAAGAUGAAGCGAAGCUGCGAAAAUGCUGAGCAUGUUGGACUAUUCACGCCCAAUGCUGGACAGCAUUUCCGUGAUGAGCAACGGCGCCGACGAUCCCAAUAUGACCGAGGCACUCGUCUUGCAGCCCUUGAGGAGUACGACUAUGAGACGGCCAUUCAGCAUCUUUACGGCAGCACGACCCAGUGA
Trichoderma breve is the source of this 2052-nucleotide messenger RNA. RefSeq names its product RNA recognition motif 2 domain-containing protein. The coding region runs from base 1 to 2052 and encodes 683 amino acids. NCBI's taxonomy places the organism in Eukaryota, Fungi, Ascomycota, Sordariomycetes, Hypocreales, Hypocreaceae. Gene Ontology annotation, molecular function: RNA binding. The record is from RefSeq and is a predicted model, not a curated record. The transcript has 11 exons.